GACCACUUGCGUCACGUGCCGGUCGUAAUUACGUCAUUGUCUGGUGCGCGCCUCACGCCGGCUUCACCACUGCAAGUGUGAACUAAGUUUACAUGUCACACAAACCACAGAUUGCUUCAGGCUGUGCUUACAGGGUCUAACGUCCUCCUCUAGCUUUGCAGAAAGCAGAAGUUCAUCUGCAGUUUCAUAAUGUUGCACAGUUUUUCCAGGUGUUUGUCUAACUUCACUGUGAUAGAUGGAUUGGUUAAAUGAGAGAGAGGUUAUGGGUGAGGUGUGUCUCAGGCGGUGUAGGUGGAUACCUCAACAGGACCUGCAAAGGAACAAGCAGGUGGGGAUAAUGGAUGGGUGGAAAGAGGCUUAACUCUGUUACGUUGAUGUGCUGUUAAUGCAUGAGAGCGGCACAAAGACAAACUGCUGUAAUAUGUGUUAUUCCUCCAUCAGCUGUAGUGACCAAAACGCAUCACUGCCCGACAUUAUGAAUCCACAUUUAAUGUAUUCAGCCUCAUAGUUCUGCUUUGGAGCUUGUCUCCUGCAUCACUUUCUCAUUUCAAUAACCGAUCCAUUUAGUUUCACUGCAUCUGAAGGAACGUUAGCUGGCACGUUAGCUAGCACGUUAGCUAGAACGUUAGCUAGCAUAAAUGGUGCUCUGUUGGAAAUACUAUGUCUUAUUUAUGUGAACUCUUGAGCACAUUUGGUUAUUAAAUGACUUGAUUGAGUCAGAUACAGCAGUAUGGAGGCAUCAGCACUCAUGUUUCUCUGGUCGUAUUCUCAGGUUUUUCUAUCCAGAGACCAAUCUCUCCUUUAAAAUCUCUCAAUGCAAUCAAUAAUUCCCAUGUACUGGAAAUAUUAUAACAAAAAUGCUAUUUACACAAAUUCUAUGAACUAGACCUGGCUAUUCCAACAAGUAUACUUUUCUCUAAUAAUCGAUUAAUCAUCAGAAAACAGUAAAAAAAAAUUAAUUUCCCAGAGCCGCUUGUUUUGUCUGACCAACAGUCCAUAACUCAUUCACAUAUGAAUGUAAAACCGAAUGCUCACAUGAGAAGCUGAUGACGAGAAGUCGUCUACAUUGAUGAUAACAAGCACACACCAGCUCACAUGUCCCAGGAAGUCUGAAUAGAUUAGAACUCUAGUGACUGAAAUCAGAGUUUAAUUAUCAAAAUUCUUGCCAAUUAAUUGAGUGUGGAUUGAUUGUAUUAAUAAACUAAUGGUUUCUGCUCUAGUUGUAUCUGUGUUAACCAUGAACAACAUGUGAUUCCCUUGAUCUGUGUGAUGUGGUUGAAUAUGAAUAUAAAGCUGAAUCUCUUUCGCUCCGCGUGCGGGCCUCUCUUCAGGCCCACCAGCAGUGCAGGAAGGCAGACCGUCUGCUCGUGGCGGGGAAGUAUGAAGAGGCCAUCUCCUGCCACGGAGCAGCUGCAGAUCUGUUGACCGAUGCAAUGAAGACAACAGAGUGUGAGCAGGCUCGUCUCUCCAUGGAGCUGCAGAGGGACAGUCAUAUCAAACAGCAGCGGCUGAUCCAAGAGCGCUGGAAGAGAGAGGCUCGACGCGAGGCCACAAAGGCCCGACCUGGCCAGGUGCAGCACUCCAGCAGCCCGGCCAGCCUCACCCAAACCCAGCCCACGGGCCAGCUCCAGCCCCACGGUUCCCCAGGCCUCCCAGCGGCCAAGGGUGCCGGAACCAGGGAGAGAGAGUACGACACCUUGCUCUAUCAGCUGCAGACUCGGCAGACUGGAGGCUGCCAGCCUGUGACUCCACCGUGCCCCGGAUCUAAGACCACCAAAGACGACAAAACUCGCCUGGAAGAACAACAGACCACCAUAAAGGACCUGCGGCGCCUGGUCGACCAGCUGAUGGACGAAAACGAGCGGCUGGCGUCCGAGAACAAGCAGCUGCAAUCGGAAAACGGCCGGCUGCGAGUCGAGGCGGUGGACUUCGUGGAGCGCUCGGAGCUCUGGGUGCUCCCACAAGCAGGCGGCGGCCAGGAGAGGAAGAGCACGGGGAAGGGGAAGGAGAUCGCAAUCCCCCAGCUGCCCCCGCUGGAGAUGCCGGCUCAGGAAGAUCUGGGUCUGGACGACCUGCCUCCUCUGGAGCUGCCAGAGGACAUCCAGAACGAACUGCAGGAGCUACUGGACAGGGAUAAACUGUGAUGAGAGACAUGUCUUACGCACAAACACACACAACCAGUCUUGAGUCUGGAUGCAAAACAUGUUUGACAUCUGAAACCCACAGGCUCCAUCUGAUCAGACCUCUGCUCACGUUCAGGGUGGACAGAGCUGUGAUGGAACUUCCUCUGAUAAGAAUGAAGCUAAUCUCAGUGAUAUGCCGCUAACACAACGCAAUCUAAGAUACGGGAGUCGUUCGCCCACAGCGUCAGUUGGAACAUUGGUGAGAUUGGGAUGGAAGUUUUUUAAUUUUCAUGUUUUUUAAUUUAACAGAAUGCUUUCUUCUUUUUUUUUGUCUGGAAGUAGCAAUUAAACAACUCUGAACAACGUAGGCAGCAUAUUUUCAUUGUUGCGGAGCUAAAUGAAAGUGCUCUUUAUCUAUGAGCCAGUUCUUUACAUGAUACUUAGUGCAGAUGUUAGCUCAGUACAGCAUCCCUCUAAGCUGCUGCUGUACUGAGCAGAAUGCUGUGAGUGUGUCAGCUGAGGGAGGAGCGCUGGAGGCUCAUGAUCAUCUGUUGGGUAUUUCAUUUGGGAAACAUUAAAUAAACAACAAUAUUACAUUG
Molecule: messenger RNA, 2722 nt
Organism: Anarrhichthys ocellatus (wolf-eel)
Lineage: Eukaryota; Metazoa; Chordata; Actinopteri; Perciformes; Anarhichadidae
Gene: nrbf2b
Product: nuclear receptor binding factor 2b
Exons: 3
Coding region: 1434-2144 (236 amino acids)
Biological process (GO): autophagy
Source: RefSeq, a predicted model, not a curated record